AUGACCAUUGCUAACAAAAGGACCGUUUUGAAUAACGUCAUCAUCCAUCAACAGUGUUCUCAACAUUUCCAUCCGGUGGACAAUUUAAACGAUACGCUCCAAGAAAUUGUUUUCAGGACGAAAAAUUUGGACCGUUUCAAAAGAUUGGCACGUCAAACGCAUUUCAAUGUUAGGGAAGUUGAAGCUCUGGCGAUAAUUCAUCGUAAAUGUCUUCAAACGUUGGGUCCAAUUACUAGAACGGUGUUUCGUGAUAUAUUUCAAGCGGGAUUCGAUUUCACCGAAAAUAUACGUCAUUUGUUUAUCGACAGAAUAUUCAGCGUGUUCGAUAAAAGGAAUGCUUUACAGGUACAUGUUGAUCAAUGGAUCGAGGGACUUUCAGUGACAGUUCGCGGCAAUAUGGACGAGAAAAUACAGUUCGCUUAUAAAGUGUACGACAACUUGAAAACUAACAAAUUGAAGAGGGAGCAGAUAUUCCCAACGAUGCGUGGAUGUUUGAUCCAGUUGCAGAAUGAUGAAAAUCCGGAUGAAGCUGUAAAGGAUCUUAUAGAUCUCCUGCUUAAAAAGCUCGAUGUAGAUCGUGACGGUUCCAUCUCUGAAGAGGACUUCAAAACAGCCGUGAAGGAGAGAAAUCCACUCUUAUUAGAAUGUCUAGGACCAGUCUUUCCAGACAGGCACGCUCGCUGGGUCUUCCUGAACACAUUUACAGACCGUCUUGGAAGUUACUAA
This is a messenger RNA of Dufourea novaeangliae, 726 nucleotides long. Its product is annotated as EF-hand calcium-binding domain-containing protein 1-like. The record is from RefSeq and is a predicted model, not a curated record. Bases 1 to 726 code for a protein of 241 amino acids. Lineage: Eukaryota; Metazoa; Arthropoda; Insecta; Hymenoptera; Halictidae. The transcript is spliced from 7 exons. Gene Ontology annotation, biological process: calcium-mediated signaling. Gene Ontology annotation, molecular function: kinase binding; calcium ion binding.